AUGGGAUGUGAUGAAGAAUGUAUUGAUGAAGAACAAUAUUAUGAAGAAGAAAUUGUAGUUGGAAAUAAAAAAGAUGAAUUUGAAGGAUAUAUUAGCGAUACAAACAUGGAUUUAUCUUGGAAGUUAAAAUUGCCCGAUGAAUUUGCAAAUAUAACAUUCAUUAAUAAUAAUACGUACAGUGGUCGUAUUAGUAGGAAAAUGAUGGAAGGUGAAGGCGUUUAUAGAUGGGUUAAUGGUGCUCAAUAUAAAGGAACAUUUGAACAAAAUCUUAUGCAUGGGAAAGGUUUACUGGAAUGGAAUAAUGUUUGUUGGUACGAAGGUGAUUUUAUAAAUGGUUAUCGACAUGGUAGAGGAAUGAUGGUGGAUGGAGAAAAUCGUUACAUGUAUACUGGUCAGUGGUAUAAGGGCUUAAGACAUGGUAAAGGGUAUUAA
Apis laboriosa (Himalayan honeybee) is the source of this 432-nucleotide messenger RNA. RefSeq names its product phosphatidylinositol 4-phosphate 5-kinase 7-like. NCBI's taxonomy places the organism in Eukaryota, Metazoa, Arthropoda, Insecta, Hymenoptera, Apidae. The coding region runs from base 1 to 432 and encodes 143 amino acids. The record is from RefSeq and is a predicted model, not a curated record. The transcript is spliced from 4 exons.